CCCCGUUCUCUCAGUCCUUCCCUCCUUGUAAACAACUCUGUGAACAGUGAACCACAAGACAGAAGCAGAAUGCAAGACACCAUAGUGCUCUACCCAUCCCCUGGCAUGGGCCAUAUCGUUUCAAUGGUGGAGCUUGGCAAGCUAAUCCUCCGCCACCACCACCACCUAUCCGUCACAGUCCUCCUCACCACCAGCCCUCACGAACCCUCGGCCACCACAUCUUACACCAGCCAGGUCACGCGAACCACCCCUUCUCUUACUUUCCACAGCUUCCCCCCUCUUUCCAUUCCCCAAGACACAUCUCCCAUCCGCAGCCACGCAGCCAUUGGUUUCGAAUUCCUUCGCCUCAACACCCCAAACGUCCUCAACGCCCUCCUGUCCAUCUCUACAACCUCAACCAUCAAAGCCCUCGUCAUCGACAUGUUUUGCACCUCAGCCCUUCACAUCGCCUCUGAUUUUGACAUCCCCACUUACUACUUCUACACCUCCGGUGCAGCCGCUCUCGCAGCCUUCCUUUACCUGCCCACCAUUCACAACCAGAACACCCAAAGCUUCAAGGACCUUACUAACACCUAUCUCCAUUUCCCAGGCUUGUCCCCUGUCCGGGCAUCUCACAUGCCUGAACCCAUCCUCGACCGAGACGACCCGGCCUAUCAUGAUUUCAUAUACUGCACUGCUCACCUCCCCAAAUCCAGGGGAAUUUUAACAAACACCUUUGAGGCAUUAGAGCCGAAAGCAAUCAAAGUGAUCGCUGAAGGGGCUUGCGUGCCUGACACUCCGACCCCCCCUGUUUACUACAUCGGUCCAUUGGUUGCUAAAGACGAUGGUCGGGCUGAAGGUGGAGAUGGUGCCCGCACGGCCGAGUGCUUGUCAUGGCUAGACGCGCAACCGAGUCGAAGCGUCGUAUACUUGAGCUUCGGCAGCCGAGGGACCUUUUCUGCGGCGCAGUUGAAGGAGAUUGCGAUUGGGUUGGAGAGAAGCGGACAGAGAUUCUUGUGGGUGGUCCGGAGUCCGCCGUUAACGGAUGAGGAAGUGAGAACCAGCAGCUCUUCGAGACAUGGGGAACCCGAUUUGGAUGCUCUGUUGCCGAAAGGGUUCUUGGGUCGAACGAAGGAUAAAGGAUUAGUGGUGAAGACAUGGGCGCCGCAAGUUGAGGUGCUGAAUCGGGAAUCGGUGUGUGGGUUCGUGACUCACUGCGGAUGGAACUCGGUGUUGGAAGCGGUGUGUGCAGGAUUGCCAAUGGUGGCAUGGCCACUGUAUGCAGAGCAGCAUCUGAAUAGGGUGAUUUUAGUGGAGGAUAUGAAGCUGGCGAUGGCGAUGGAGCAGGCGGAGGAUGGGUUUGUGAGUGCGGAUGAGGUAGAGAAACGGAUCAGAGCGUUGAUGGACUCGGAAGAAGGGAGAAAACUUAGAGAACGGAGUGGAAAGAUGAGAAAGGAAGCCGCAGCGGCGUGGGAAGAGGGUGCGACGUCUUGUGUUGCGUUUACAAAAUUCACCGAGUCAUGGAAACGGGCUUAACCAAAA
Telopea speciosissima is the source of this 1521-nucleotide messenger RNA. Its product is annotated as UDP-glycosyltransferase 88F5-like. The coding region runs from base 70 to 1515 and encodes 481 amino acids. The record is from RefSeq and is a predicted model, not a curated record. The transcript has a single exon. NCBI's taxonomy places the organism in Eukaryota, Viridiplantae, Streptophyta, Magnoliopsida, Proteales, Proteaceae. Gene Ontology annotation, molecular function: UDP-glycosyltransferase activity.